Apis laboriosa (Himalayan honeybee) is the source of this 1522-nucleotide messenger RNA. RefSeq lists its product as uncharacterized. The transcript has 4 exons. NCBI's taxonomy places the organism in Eukaryota, Metazoa, Arthropoda, Insecta, Hymenoptera, Apidae. The record is from RefSeq and is a predicted model, not a curated record. Bases 110 to 1228 code for a protein of 372 amino acids.
UCCACUUUCCAUCCGAAAGGAAAUUAAAGGAAAUAUUAUUUGCCAGAUUCGAAAAUUUAUCAAGAAAAAAAUAUAGAAAAAGAAAUAGGAUAGGGAUGAACGAAUCAAGAUGGAAAAAUUAUCGAAUAUUAUUCACAAACGUACGAUCAAUCCUGCUCGUUUGAUUUUGCUGUGUCUAACCAUUCUUUGCUGGGGCAAAUCAACAUUUGCGGAAAAGAAGCUACAUGGAACUCCUAUGCACAAGGUGGAACUCACUCAGAAAGGAUACAUUCAGUUUCUACGCUGGGAGUUACCCGUACCAAAAUUCACCGAAUUCACCUUCUGCCUGUGGAUGGAAUCCUACGAUCUGACCCAUCCUCAUCCGAUAUUUUCGUACUCGAAGAACGAGCGAGAACGGCUUGUACGAUCGUGGAUAGCGCCGCACGGGAGGAGUGUCCACCUCGAGAUCGGGGGCAAUAAUGUAUUCGCCGCAACUGUCGACAUUCUAGAGAAUCGAUGGUACCAUUUGUGCGUGAGCUGGGAGAAUCAGGCUGGUCGUUACGGCCUUUGGAUCAAUGGUCAGCUUUGGGCUCAAGGUCGCUCUUACGAGACGAUAGAUCACACGAUCCCAAGCGGAGGAGACAUCGUGGUGGGUCAAGAGUACACCGACUUCGACGAGGGGCUCGACGACGGGAUCGAGGGAUCGAUCCUCGGCUUCAAUCUGCUCUUGGCCUCCGCUUUCGACACCCUCCUGGACACGGGCGACUACCGGCAACGAUUCGAGGAGGCCUCCCACGAUUCGAGUCAAGUGUCCCGCUCCGCCUCGAGUUACGCCACGGUUCCGCUUUUUGCCAGGAUUCCGACGAAACUGAUGCAACGCGGCAUCGAUUAUAGGAUUCCAACGAGAACGAGGGCACCGUACACGCUCCCGCCAACUUCUGAUCAACUUGGGGGACGACGACGAUACGCCGAGGACGCGACGUCUUUGCCGCUCGGAACGGGAUUGAUGAUCUUCUCUCCACGCGUGAUCCAGGGGAGGAUGGAGGUAUCCAAGUGGAAAAAGCAAUCUCUCGGGCUGCAAUUGGUGAAAUUGUCGUAUGUACGCUGCGAGAUCGGCAGGGGAAGCCCGUUCAUAGGCGGAUCGUUGAUGCUGAUCUCGUGGACCAGAACGCCCGUGCGUAUUUUCGGUGGGGCCAUUCUGAAGAACGUCAACAGCGACUGUGGCAACUUCUCGACUGUUCUCGAUUGAGGAAGAGGAGGAAGAUAGCCUCGAGGCUAUACUAAGAUAUUGUUUACGAACGCCACCAAAUCUGAUAAAAAUUUGUCUGAAUUAAUAAUACGUGUAUUUUGAAUUCGAAGGAGAAAGCGCGUUCUUUUUAUCGAUGUUAAUUAAAUUGAAUUAAAGUGAAAUUUUUUUCUAUUGGAUUGUGGAUAUACGUGUGUAUAGUUUAAAUGAUUGGACAGACAGUAUCUCCGUGGACCUUUAAUCGAAUUUCGCGAGAGAAACGUGAGAAUACGGGUCGUUACGACAUGCAUAGAAAUC